This is a messenger RNA of Patiria miniata (bat star), 8573 nucleotides long. RefSeq names its product potassium voltage-gated channel subfamily H member 6-like. Gene Ontology annotation, biological process: membrane repolarization during action potential; potassium ion transmembrane transport. Gene Ontology annotation, cellular component: membrane. The record is from RefSeq and is a predicted model, not a curated record. The transcript is spliced from 14 exons. NCBI's taxonomy places the organism in Eukaryota, Metazoa, Echinodermata, Asteroidea, Valvatida, Asterinidae. Bases 335 to 4315 code for a protein of 1326 amino acids. Gene Ontology annotation, molecular function: inward rectifier potassium channel activity.
GUACGAGUACACACAAACCCCAGAGAUUCUAUAGAGGGGAUGUUUACGUUGUAUCCGCUGCGCAUUAUGCACGAUGUACCGAGUGCUAGGUACAGCAACAAUCAACAGGAUGGAGGCUGGCCGGCCACGUUCGACAAUCUGACACUUGUGACAGGGUUAUUGUUGUGUGUGGAAAGUGUACAGGAUAUGCGAUCAAGUUUGAUAUCAUCAUUUAUUUGGGGCCGUAUCUGUCCUCAGUCUUCGCUGGAUUCGUAUUUAUGUGAUUAAAUUUCUCAUCAACAUGUGAACUGAAGAUAAUGUUUGUACUGUAUCCUGAGCUCCUUGCCCUGUGGAAAUGCCCGUCCGUAGGGGCCAUGUGGCCCCCCAAAACACGUUUAUUGACACCAUCAUUCGCAAGUUUGACGGACAGAAUCGCAAUUUCAUCAUCGCCAAUGCCCUAGUGGAGAGCUGUGCCAUCAUCUUCUGCAACGAUGGCUUCUGCGAACUCUCGGGCUACUCACGGGCCGAGCUCAUGCAGCGACCAUGCUCCUGUGUGUUCCUGCACGGGCAGGGAACCAGCCAAGAAGCCAUAGAGGAGAUACAGGAAGCGUUGGAUCAGGGUGAGGAGCACCAGGUGGAAAUCACCUACUAUCGCAAGGAUGGAAGCAGUUUUCUCUGCAGUGUCCUGGUGGCCCCUGUCAAGAAUGAGAAUGAGGAGGUGAUUAUGGUGAUCAUGAACUUUGAAGAUAUCAGUGACAUCAGCAAGGCACCGUCAACAUCGUCAGUGCUCCCCAGUGAGACACCCUCAGCAGCCAGUCAAAGCUCCAUGUCUCUGAAUACACCUAUGAAUAAGUGGAAGAGGGCAAGAAAUAACCACCGAACAUUCCGUCUUCGCUUACCAUCCCUCUACAAGCAGCAGAAACUGCAAAUGGCAGACGAGGGGGUGAAUGGGGACAGCGUGGAUAUGGAGAACUCUACAUUCCUGUCCGAAGCCGAGGGUUCCAUGCCUCUGAUAGAACUCAGCCACAAGGACCUUAACGGCCAGCAUGGUCUAGGUGCAUCCCCUACCCAAUCCACCCGAUCCAUUCACUCAGAUUCCUUCCACGCAACCACCGAAGCCACAACCAGCUCCGCCGAUUCUGGGAUACGCAGAGACAUGGCCCGGUUGCACCAAUCCCAGUACUCGGUCGGGGACCGGCCAUUAGAGGGUACCAGCCAUUUUCAGGAAGAUGAGUAUCGAACCCCGAGAAUUGAGUAUCGCAACCCGGUUAUCAGAUCCCCAUCCAAUACGUCUUUCUCCAAUCAAAGUGGGUGGAGCGUCCGGCGUGCUUCGUCCCUGGAAGGACUGGAAAGCCAGCGAGAAAAACAAAAGCAGAUUCAAAUGGAAGCAUUAGUUCCUGGAUCUAGAGGAGGCUUUGCCAUGUCGGACUCGGAUCUAAGCAGAUACAAGGGCGACCGUCUACUGAACGGUAGUAACAUGUAUGAUAAAGAUUCAUCGCCUACAGCCAGCACAGCAGCACAAAAUAUCUACACCCCUGUGGCCUCAAAAGUUUCUCAAGUGCUUUCCCUGGGGCCCGAUGUGCUUCCAGAGUAUAAACUACAGUCACCGCGCAUCCACAAAUGGACUAUUCUUCACUACUCCCCAUUCAAGGCAGUAUGGGAUUGGAUUAUUCUUCUGUUAGUCAUCUAUACCGCUAUUGUCACUCCAUACAACGCAGCCUUCCUCCUCAAGCAUCCAGUCGAGAAAGCCGAACUGGACAAAGACCCGGAAUCCCGGAGCGGAACUGACCGCUACAAUGACCCGCUGACUGUGAUUGACCUGAUGGUGGACGUCAUGUUUAUCAUCGAUAUUCUCAUCAAUUUCCGCACCACCUACGUGAACAAGAAUGACGAGGUGGUGUCCAAUCCAGGCAAGAUUGCCGUGCAUUACUUCAAGGGCUGGUUUCUUAUUGACGUGGUUGCUGCUAUUCCAUUUGAUCUGCUCCUCUUUGGCGGUAAUGACCAGCAAUCAACGACACUCAUCGGUCUUCUGAAAACGGCCCGACUUCUACGACUCGUCAGAGUUGCACGUAAACUGGAUCGCUACUCCGAGUACGGAGCCGCAGUGCUGCUACUGCUCAUGUGCACGUUUGCGCUGAUAGCCCAUUGGUUGGCUUGCAUCUGGUUUGCCAUUGGGCAAGCUGAAAAAGCCCUGGACAAAAAUCACAACAACAUUGGCUGGCUGGACGACCUAGCCAAAAAGACUAACUUGCCUUAUAACGAAACGACGAUAGAAUCCAAGUACAUUACAGCGUUGUAUUUUACGUUCAGCAGUCUAACCAGCGUUGGCUUUGGGAACGUCUCCCCGAACACAAACUCAGAGAAAAUAUUUUCCAUUUGUGUCAUGUUGAUCGGAUCUCUGAUGUAUGCCAGCAUCUUCGGUAACGUCUCAGCCAUCAUCCAGAGGUUAUAUUCAGGCACUGCUCGCUACCACACCCAGAUGCUACGAGUCAAGGAGUUCAUUCGCUUCCAUCAGAUCCCAAACCCUCUCCGGCAACGCUUGGAGGAAUACUUCCAACAUGCCUGGUCCUACACCAACGGCAUUGAUAUGAACAUGGUUCUCAAAAGCUUCCCAGAAUGCUUGCAAGCGGAUAUCUGCCUUCACUUGAAUCGCAAUCUUCUCAAUAACUGUGCAGCAUUCAAAGGGGCUAGUCCGGGGUGUCUGCGAGCGUUCUCCAUGAAGUUUAAGACAACCCACGCCCCACCAGGCGACACCUUAAUUCACAGGGGCGAUGUGUUGUCUGCGCUGUAUUUCAUCUGCCGGGGAUCUAUAGAGAUUCUGAAAGAUGACAUGGUCUUGGCAAUAUUAGGGAAAGACGACGUCUUUGGUGAAAAUUUCUGUCAGUACGAUACUGUAGGCAAGUCCAAGUGCAAUGUGCGGGCCUUGACAUACUGCGACUUGCACAAAAUCCUGCGGGAAGAUCUGCUAGAAAUUCUAGACAUGUAUCCUGAGUUCUAUCAUCAGUUUGCUAAGAACCUAGAAAUCACCUUUGUUCUUCGGGAUGAAGAUAUUGCUGCAAAAGGUUUGGACAAUGAGAAUGAGAAUUCUUCAGACGCGGAAGUGAAAAACCAGACGGGGAGUAAAAACGUGCAAGAUAAAAACAGACAGAGGAAAGGCCGCUACCAGAAGAAGGGAUCUGGAAAGGAUGCAACUUCUGUCAUCGGGGCGCAGAACCGUCGCAAGAAGUUUUCCCAGAAUCGCGGUGGCAGCUCAGCCACCUUAGAUUCCAGUGACGAGGAGUGCGGCACAGGGAUCCUUGAGUUCUCACCGGACAUGGCGGGGCGCGACGUCACCCCGGCACCAGAGAUUGUACUGCAGCUGGAAGACCACAAACGUAGCGGGGGGCAUGGCGGUGUGGGACCAUUCAGCGCCAUUGCAGGUAGUUCCACCGAGAGUGAAAUAUAUAGCAGCCAUGGUGCCUUGUCUGGUGUCAAUAGCAUAGUGCAUGCGGUGACUGGUGCCCGACGCUUCACAUCUGAGCACCCUACUCAUAUGAAACGUAAAGCACGCCACUAUACAGUCAAUCCAGGAGCUACACUGUCCCCCAUCAAUCAGGAAACCAGUUACUCCCAAUCCACACCCGACAUGACUGGGAACCAGCCGGAUAUAUUGGUGGAAGACGUCAGCAGUUUUGUUUUACCCAAUUCAGACAUAGAGCGAAGGCUGGACGACCUACAACACCAAAUGACCAGACUGGAGUGUAAAGUCACCUCGGAUAUGGCCACCAUCUUGGAAUUGCUACGGAAGAACUACUCUCAUUCCCUGUCAGGGCCAACGCCAUUGCUGGCUAAUCGACCACGCCAGGCAAGACCCACUCUGCCAAGGAUGUGGUCUGGCCCCAGGCCCCACAGUCCCACUGCUACCGAACCUCCUAGUUCCAACAGAGCAGACUCUUCAACGUCAGCAGGAAGAACUGUGGCCGAGUCCGAACACACCAACAGCAGUGUGGAUGGUUCGCGGCGUGGAAGCUUUCCAAAAGAUUUAACUGGUACCGCCUCGUCUGACACUUCUAACACCCAAGUAGAUGGACCGUUCAGACGAAGACAUCCAGAGACACUGCUCUUGUCCUCCAUGUCAGAUAUCUCAAUCGACAGUCAGACCAGUCUGCACAUAGAUGAUUUGGAAACUCCACCAUUCUUGCAAAAAGGAUCUUCCAUUUCUAGGACUUCCACUAGUCCCUCCCCGCUUUCGUCGCCAUGGCAGAGUGCUGGUACCCAGACUACCGAAUUCCCUACCGUUAGAACAUCGCCGGUUACAGAGUCGCCAGCCUCUUCGGUGCGCAACACUGAUGUGUGAACGUGGUGGGCGGAUUUUUUGGAACAUACUUUUGUCCUUUCAUCUUUUUGUCUCACCCAGUAUCUCAACACGAUGUGCUACAAUGACUAAAUUUUCAUUCUGUAUUAAAAAAAGCCAUCUCAUACAUUGCAGUAUUGUAUAUAUAUAUUAAUAUUAGCCAGGGUGUGAUCAGCACGUUAGAACAAGUACAUGUUUUUUAUACUUCUUUUUAGUUGAAAAAGACUGAAAAAUGUUUUGCACUAGGUACAAUAUUCUUGAAGUACAAUAUACUUGUUUUUAAGUUUAAAAAAGACCAAGAGGUCUCAAAAUAAAGCAUUGAAAAUAUACAUUGACAUUGUACAAAGUAUGAGAUUUUUGGAAGAAAAUCAGCUGAUCUGAGGUCAUUUUUGAAUGUGUUUGAACAGUCAUGCUAAAUACUGCCACCUCAGUUGUACAUGAGGCAUGGGUUUGGUUUUUGAGACUUAACUGUCGUUCAGUGAAUGAAUGCUAUUGAGACAUGACUCUGUUGUGUCCAAGCUGUAAUGAUGAGCUGUGGAUGUCGUCAGGCAUUUGCAACAAGUACCCCCUCGCUGGCGACAGUAGGCAAGAUAAAUAGGCAGCCGUCUAAAGCCCACGUGAGACACAAUAUUUGGUUGUGCACAUUCGCAUGGAGAAUAUAGUCCAUAGUUUGUGCCAUAUAUCUGAGACGACUUGUCUUACUGAAAGAUCUCAAAAGCUGUUCUCAGGUCGACCUUGUUACGACACAGAUCAGUCGGCGACUGACUUUUCAGGAUCAAGCUGCCCCUGAGCUACGACCGUCGGGAGCAUUUUAGUCGCCAACUUUUUGCAACCUGAGUAUAACAGCAGUUAUAUGAAGACGAUCGGCAUCAGGCAGUGCUAAAAAAUAAUCAAUAGUCUCAAGAGCAGAAAAAUGUCUGUGUCACAAAGGAACAUGUUCCCCGACAGAUGGGAAUCAAUUGCAGUCGACCUGUGUGAAGUUCCGAUGUCAUGUGCGCAUCCGGAUCAUCUUAUGUGAAUCAUCGUUGUGUCUUGGGUGAGGUGAGCAUGGUGAGCAAUUACACGAUUUCUCAGAUGCCGAUGGUUCCGUUUCAGCGCAAGCAAAUCGCAGGCGGAGCUGAGGGGUGGCCUUUUUGCAUGGUCACAGAGUGCCAUGGAUUUCAGACAGUAAUCCUAUCCCAACUGGGGUAGAUCUUACGCAACAUUGAGAUGGUCACUGAUUCUCUCACUGUCCUACAUUCUCGUUCCAAUAAGGAGCAGAAAGCCAGUGGAUUUAGAAUCAAUACGAGAUACACAUAUGUGUAGUACGUAAAGGCAAACAACCUCAGCAUUAUUUAACGUCAUGGUAAUCUUGUUAGAACAUGAAUGACAAUUUACGUUUAUCGAUUUUGAGAUAACAAAUCUAUUAACUAUAUACCAGUGUAUUUUUCUUAAAUUUGUUAUAUUUAUUAUGGUUGAGAUAGUUCAAAUAUUGACUUUUGAACAUCCAAAUGACCUGUGAAUUGCGCUUCGACAAUCUGAUUUCCAUUAUUGAUCGAUUAGUGUCAAAACCGAUGACCUCAAUAUAAAUAUUCAAGUCUAGAGGCUGAAUGUACAGUAUGUAUAGAGGUACAGGUAGUUAUAUAUUUGUUCAAUUCAAGUUGCACAAAUGGUUUAUGUUUACAGCAUACUAAAGACAGGUUGUUCUAGGAUGUUUUGUUUUUAUGAAAGAUUUUAUCCUUUGCCACAUGAAUUGCACUUUUAUUCCGUAAACGAACACUUUUUAAAGUUUUGAAGUCUGAACAAUGUAACUGCAGCAAUCAUGUUCAAAAGAUGGACAUUUUAAUGAGAUCAAAUUUUGAUUGAUUUGAAGAGCUUUUUACUCUUGUGUGUACAGAGAUGCUAUCUUUCUUAACUAUUAAUGGUGAUGCAAGUUUGUCUCAGCCCACCUUUGGAGCAUUUUCAUCAUUUCCAAUAGUCAGAGUAAGAGUUGCUUCAUUAUAGAUAUUGCUCUUGCGUUUCACAAGCAAAUAGUCUCUAGUUAGUCUGUUGAAGCACUGGAUGUAUGUGUGGCUUUGAACAAAGCCGAGUGGCUUGACAUAAUGUAAGGAACCUCCAAGAUACAGGGCUUUGCCCUGAAAUGUUAGGCUUAAUUGCCCCAAACCCUUCCGGAUGAAAUGGAUUUUUAAGAAUUGAGUAUUUUAAUUAGCUAUGCUGUCCACUCCCACAGUAUUGCUGUUCAUGUUACAUUUGGCGCUUCCUCUAUAUGAUGCUUGCAAUCAAUAUUGAUGGAAGUAUUGGCUUGGGCUAUUUGUACAUGACCAGUUGUGGAUCUAGAGGGGGUGGGGGUCAAACCACUACCCCCCCCCCCCCCACCCUUCAGCCCCUGACUAAUGUUAUACAUGUACUAUUAAAAUGGGGCCAAAAUAAUAAAUGGAAUGCUAAAGUUCCUCAAUUUAUUCUCAAUUUGCCUUAGAAUGCAGGAGAAAUUUCAAUUUUUAUUUAAUUUUCCGGGGCAAGUCCUGGCACACCUUCUCUCAACUCCCCCACCUUCAUAUCCCCACCCCCAUACCCCCCCCCUACGUUUCCUGAAGGGUAGAUACACCCCCAAUGACAACUGUACAUUGUAUUGGUAAGUAUUCUCGAGACAUUUGAUAAAUCUUCCUAUCUUACAAGCAGCUUGCUUUCGUUUUUGGCUUGUUUAUUGGAGUAGUAUAUUUCACUUCACUGUACAUUACCAGAUUUGUAUGCACAUUAGAGGCCUUGACAAUAAAAUCACUCUCACAAGUGUACAGUCUGCAUCAUUUUGAUAAACUAGGAUUAAACAUAUCUAAUUCUCUACUAUUUACAGUGACUGCUGGCCCGUUCGUUACUGGUAUCAUUUUUAAAAUUCGCAACACUGCUUUAGUAAGUUGCACUUUUCUAUCCAGGUAUGUGUUGACUUUUAAUUAACAGUCCCUACAGUUUGUUGUUUACAAACCACCUGUCAACAAAUAAUAGUCACAGUACGAUUUGCAUAACAAAUGCAGGCUAGAGGGCCUUUGCUCUGCAUUUGAUAAAACUUAUGCAUUCAUCGGACUUCAUCGAUAUUCCAUUAUUGUUAGUAUGAAAUUCAAGAUCCGCAAUUUAUACCUUCGAUAUAUUAUUACCUUUUCUCUCUAAUCACCAUAAGCAAUAAAAGUUGUGAAAUACAUGUACAUGACUUGUACAGUAUGCUGUCACUAUGCUUGGCAUUUUGUUACCUUAGAUUCUUAACUAGGGUUGCUCAUUGUAAGCUCCGAGUAAAAAAAGAUUAGAAGGUUUGCUCGGUAAAGAUGGCUAUAAGAUUAAGGUAAUUUGCACCGCGUGACAACUCUCUUGUGAGUUUGCGAGGUUCAAGAACCGAGGGUAACUCAAGUAGACUCCUCGAAGACACACCAACAUGCCUCACUGAUCAUCCAGCAUCCUCUGCUCCAGCUACAAUGUAGGACUCCACAUUGCAUCCUUCACGCGCUUCACCGCUUCCAGUCAAACACCCCUUCUCCGUUGGGAUCCCUUCAGUCUCCUGACGACGGGCAGAGUAUACUGCCCGAAACGUUGAAUUCCCCCAGUUCUUUUCAGAACCUCACAAACCCUGAAAAGAGAUUAGUCACAUGGUGCUACUAGCCUAAUUUAUCUUAAAAACCUCAACUGAAGAACUUUCAUUGAAGCAACUGCAUAUCAUACUUUUACGGGUGGGUAUUAAUGGCUUGAUUGGUCGAUUGCUCAGUCGUCGGUCGGUCUGUUUGUAGUUCAUCUUGCUUGCAUGCUUUAGUCAUUCGCAGGUCAUAACAGUCAGUCGGCAUUUGGAUUGUUGCAUGGAUUUAUUUUUCACCGGUGAAAAUAUUCAGGGAAUAGACGUUAUGCGUGUAUAGCAGCCAUCUUAGAGGGCAAUGCCUUUGUUACUAAAUUAAAAUAACAAAAGAUGCCCUCUAAAAUGGCCGCUACGACUAACAUCAAUUUAUCAUUCGAUCCAUCAGUUAACGAAUUGUUUGUUUAUUAUUGAUGCAUCAGUUAGUAGAUCUAUUAAUCGAUUGACUUUACAAAUAAUAAUUGAUUGAUCAGUCAAUCGCGUAAAAUGUCAUGAGUUUUGUUCCUAUGUUGAUUAAGAUGCUUGUUAUUCGCAAGUGGAGGGUGUACUGUUUCGAUAUAGACCUAAUCUUUGGAUGUUGCGAAUCGCAUUUUCCGAUUUGCCACAAUAUUUGGGUUUAUCAAAGUUGUUUGUCUUUGUACAUUCUUCUCAUGCAGUAUGUAUAUUGGCAAC